Molecule: messenger RNA, 2848 nt
Organism: Papaver somniferum (opium poppy)
Lineage: Eukaryota; Viridiplantae; Streptophyta; Magnoliopsida; Ranunculales; Papaveraceae
Product: probable receptor-like protein kinase At5g24010
Exons: 1
Coding region: 121-2646 (841 amino acids)
Biological process (GO): protein autophosphorylation
Cellular component (GO): plasma membrane; plasmodesma
Molecular function (GO): ATP binding; transmembrane receptor protein tyrosine kinase activity
Source: RefSeq, a predicted model, not a curated record
CUUGUACCUUUUUAAGUGACCACACAACACCACUCACAAGAUUGUCCAUUUUUAAUCAUCUCUGCGAAACAAAUUCCCGAGAGAAAUAUAACUUUCACUACCCAACAAGAAUCUCCAUUAAUGGAGAUGAAAACUCUCAAGGUUCUCUCUUUUAUCCUCUAUAUAUCAUCUCUUUAUUUUCUCUCUCUGGCAGUUUUUACUCCUAUUGAUAAUUAUCUGAUCGACUGUGGCGGUUCAGACAAUAACCCCAUCGUAGUUGAUAAUCGGAAUUUCAUUGGAGAGGCAUCAAAUUUGGGUUCAGCUUUUGUCUCUCCAACCCCGAAAAUCUUGCUCAAGAACCCAAACCCAUCUCCUGGAUUAUCACCUUUAUAUCAUACAGCUAGAGUUUUCACAACAGUUUCCAAUUAUGAAUUUCAGAUCAAGAAGAAGGGCUUACAUCUGGUACGUCUUCAUUUUUUUCCUUUCACUUCACCGAAUUAUGAUCUAAAAAAUGGUUUGUUCGAUGUUUUGGUUAAUGGAUUUUUGAGUCUAAAUAACUUUAGUAAGAAAGAUACUACUUCGGUUGAGUUAAGGGAGUUUAUAGUAAAGCCCAAGGAUGAUAAAGUUGAAAUCUUGUUCAAACCAUUGGGUAAAUCAGGGUUCGGAUUUGUUAAUGCAAUUGAAGUUUUCUCUGCUCCUGAUAAUCUUAUCAAAGACGAAGGAGCUAAAUAUGUUAGCUCAUCAACAGUUGAAGAGUUCCAAAAAGGUUUCUUAUCUUCAAAUAUAUUGGAAAUUGUUCAUAGAAUUAAUGUUGGAGGUCUUAAAAAGAUUACACCAUUUAAUGAUACUCUUUGGAGGACUUGGAUUCCAGACGAGGAGUAUCUAAUCCUCAAAGACGCAGCAGUGUCCCGUUCUCGAAAUGGUCCAGCUAAUUAUAAAGAUGGAGGAUCAACUAGAGAGAUUGCACCUGAUUAUGUUUACAAUACUGCUCAGGCGAUGAACACAAAGAAUGCAAUUGAAAAUGUAAAUUUCAACAUAACAUGGAGGUUGCCAAUCAAUCCAGGGACUUCUGAUAAAUACCUAGUUCGGAUGCAUUUUUGCGAUUUCGUUAUGGAACGUCAUCAGCUCUACUUCGAUGUCUAUCUGAACGGAAACUCUGCUGUCCGGAAUUUGGAUUUAUCAGCUAAAACAGCCCCUGAUUUAGCAGUACCUUAUUAUAUCGACUUUGUCGUCGACUCCGACCAUUUAGAUUCUGUACAUGCCAGUGUUGGUAAAUCUGAUAUGAGUACCCCUACAAACGUCAAUGCUAUAUUAAAUGGAUUAGAGAUCAUGAAGAUGAUUAAUGAAACAGCUUUAAACUUGACAGGAGGAUCGAGUAAGAAAAAUGUCAAGGUUUUGGUGGGUUCAAUUGUAGGAGGAUUCGUCUUCCUGUCCUUUGUCAUACUGGCAAUAUUCUUUUUAUUGAAGCGCCGAAACAAGGAGCGGAAGCUAAAGCCGGCUGAAACUUGGUCAUCUUUACCUGUGUAUGCUGGGAAUUCAAGUAGUAAGGUGUCUGAAGGAACUACUACUGCAGGCUCCCGCUCUCCUUACACAAAUGCAAACCUGGCCUUGAAAAUUUCCUUUUCCGAAGUACAGUUUGCUACAAACAACUUUGACAAGAAGUUGAUUAUCGGUUCUGGGGGGUUUGGUAUGGUAUAUAAAGGAGUGCUUAGAGAUAACAUGGAAGUAGCAGUGAAACGAGGUGGACGACGUUCUGGGCAAGGCCUACCCGAAUUCCAGACAGAGAUCAUGGUAUUAUCAAAGAUUCGCCAUCGUCAUCUUGUAUCCCUUGUUGGCUAUUGCGAAGAACAGUCAGAGAUGAUUCUAGUUUAUGAGUUCAUGGAGAAAGGACCAUUAAAAAAUCAUUUAUAUGGCUCAGGGUUACCACCUUUGACAUGGAAGCAAAGACUUGAGAUAUGCAUCGGCUCAGCAAGAGGUCUACAUUACCUGCACACAGGUUCUGCACAAGGAAUCAUACAUCGAGAUGUCAAAUCAACCAACAUAUUGCUUGAUGAGAAUUAUGUAGCUAAAGUUGCUGAUUUUGGUCUUUCUAGGUCAGGACCAUGUCUUGACGAGACCCAUGUAAGCACUGGAGUGAAAGGAAGUUUUGGGUAUUUAGAUCCAGAAUAUUUUAGACUGCAGAAGCUUACAGAUAAGUCGGAUGUAUAUUCGUUUGGUGUAGUUCUUUUCGAAGUACUCUGUGCAAGACCAGCAAUUGAUCCUCAACUUUCUAGAGAUCAAAUGAACUUAGCAGAAUGGGCAAUGUUAUGGCAAAAGAAAGGACUUCUCGAGCAAAUAAUUGAUCCUCAACUCAUGGGUAAGAUUGAUCUGAAAUCUUUGAAGAAGUAUGGAGACACAGCUGAGAAAUGUUUGUCUGAUUACAGUGUCGGUCGUCCUUCAAUGGGUGAUGUAUUGUGGAAUUUGGAAUAUGCCUUGCAACUUCAGGAGAAAGGAGUUGAGAGAGAACCUCACGAGGACAGCAUAAAAGAUGCAACUGAUCUUCCACUACUGCGUGCAAUUCCACGUAUUUCUUCGGUUCAGUCAAGUGAUCAGGAUAAUGAAGAUGGGCGUUCAGAUAUAACGACCAGCAGAGUUUUUUCACAAUUGAUAACCAGUGACGGUAGAUAGUUUCUGAGCUCAUCCGAACUAUUUUAUAGUGUAGCUUUUGCACUUAAACCAAUACUUAGAUUGGGGUGAUUUUUGUGUGAAAUAUGUAUCUCUACGAUUUACGUUUCAGAAUAAUGCUGUAAGCCAAGGAAUCCAAUGGCUUCAGCAUGCAGUUGUAUAAAAUUAAAAAAAAAACUUGAAGUUAUAAUUGCUCUACCCAUCA